Messenger RNA from Pyrenophora tritici-repentis Pt-1C-BFP, 2010 nucleotides. RefSeq names its product FolC, Folylpolyglutamate synthase. Gene Ontology annotation, biological process: folic acid-containing compound biosynthetic process. Gene Ontology annotation, cellular component: cytoplasm; mitochondrion; cytosol. NCBI's taxonomy places the organism in Eukaryota, Fungi, Ascomycota, Dothideomycetes, Pleosporales, Pleosporaceae. Gene Ontology annotation, molecular function: dihydrofolate synthase activity; ATP binding; tetrahydrofolylpolyglutamate synthase activity. The record is from RefSeq and is a predicted model, not a curated record.
AUGGCUAAAAUCCAGCCGGGCUUGGAACGCAUCAGCCAGCUUCUGAGAGGCGUCCAUUUCCCGUGGCAAUCCAUUCAUGUUGCUGGCACAAAUGGCAAAGGCACUAUUUGCCACUAUGCUUCGUCGCUAAUCAGCAAGAAAAAAUCAAAACUGACGAGUGGUGCUUUCACUUCACCACAUCUGAUAGACAGAUGGGACUGUAUCAAAAUCAAUAACAACCCCGUAGACGAGUCCGUCUUUCGCAAGAUAGAACAGCACUACCUCGACCUGAACCUGAAGGAGGGCAUUAACGCUUCACCAUUUGAGAUUUUGACUGCCACCGCUUUUACCAUCUUCAAUGAAGAGCGUGUCAGACUCGCCGUUGUCGAGGUUGGAAUGGGCGGGAAGCUUGAUGCGACUAACAUACUAAACAACCAAGCCGUAUGUGUCAUUGCCAAAAUCGCACGCGAUCAUGAGGGCUUUCUCGGAAACACUCUGAAUGAUAUCGCACUACACAAGGCUGGUAUUCUCAGAAAGAAUGUUCCAUACCUCAUCAGUCCACAGAACGAGACAAAUGUUAAGCAUGUUAUUACCGAGUAUGGUGAUCAAAUCGGUGCAAUCAAAACCGAUAACACUGUGCUCCCCAGGUCUUUCUACACCAGCCCUGGUUGGCAACACGCGAGCAACCAAUUGCGUUCAAUGCAACAGACAAACCUACUAUUGGCCGCCGUUGCCACUAUCAAGGCUUACGAGUCUCUGACUCUUCGCUUUACGCCGACUGCCCUGACCGAGGAUCUUUAUAAAAUCAGCAGCCCCGUAAAUCACAGCGCCCUAAAUCCUGGACGACUGGAAGAGAUCAAAGUACAACCCGUCUUUGGGGACCCAAAUGGUAUUAAUACUUCUAAAAUAAAAGGGCGGCGGAUCAUGGUAGAUGGCGCUCACAAUCCGGAUGCUGCGAAGUUUCUGGCCGAUCAUGUCAACUCAGUGCAGAGAAGAAAGAAGAGAGGAGAGAAACGAAAGACUGUAAUCAAGCCACCCAGAAAUGGGUGGCGGGUCACGUGGGUGCUUGCCAUGACCGAAGGGAAGGAUGCAGAGCAAUACUUGAGCAUACUACUGCAACCCGGAGAUAGCGUAAUCACCACCACGUUCGGUCCCGUGGACGGUAUGCCCUGGGUCAAACCAAUGGAUCCAAAGAAACUCCUGAAAAUAGCACAGGCUGUUCAUCCCGCCAUUACGGGCAUGGCCAUGCCUAGAGAUGGAGUGCUUCGAGCACUGUGUGCAGCCAAAUUUCUAGCCGAUCCACAAGGGUCAAUUGUCUUGACCGGUAGUCUGUAUCUUGUUGGCGACUUCCAUCGCGAGCUACGCCCCAGGCGUGCUCAAGAUUACAUGACCGCCCCUGAGUAUGAAGAAGAUAGAAAAAGGUUCAAGGCUAUGUUGCAGACAGAAGAGAAAAGGGUUCGCGCCCUGUUCGGCAAUCCCCAUGCUCAGCCCUCCACCCAAGAUAGCACGAUCGAGGAGAGUCCGUUCACUCCGAACACCAGCCCUGAUCUCGAACAAGUCGAUGUAGACAGCGAAGAGCAAGAUCCGCGACAGUUGGAACGUGAGAGAUGGAGCAAUAUGCAGGCAGAGCUUGCUACUAUCGAUAACACGUUGGAUGCUAUCGCGGAAGAGGAGCUCAAUGUGCUGAAGAAGUGGGCUCCCCAAAAGGAUGAAUCGAGGAAGGAGGAAGAAGAGAAGGAGAAAAAUGGGGUGGAAGAGAAGGAAACGAGCGACGAGGAUGAAGAGCACGGAAAAGAACAGAAUGAGAGUAAUGAGAUUGAAGAGACCGAUGAACAAGACAUGCUAACGAUCCAGAAUGAGCAAGCCAAACAAGCCGAAUCUUUCCACAGCCCUGAAAUGCUGGAGGGUCUAACAAUGCUGGAUGAGAAAGAGCCGCCAAAGACACACACGACACACGAAGGGGACCAAGGGCCAGUCACAAGACACCAGGGACUGCCUGAGCAACUCAAGAUGGGGAACGAACGAACCUGA